This is a messenger RNA of Daphnia pulex (common water flea), 6689 nucleotides long. It is a transcript of the gene scrib, whose product is annotated as protein lap4-like. Gene Ontology annotation, biological process: neurotransmitter receptor transport postsynaptic membrane to endosome; neurotransmitter receptor transport, endosome to postsynaptic membrane. The record is from RefSeq and is a predicted model, not a curated record. Gene Ontology annotation, cellular component: adherens junction; postsynaptic membrane; postsynaptic density. The transcript has 27 exons. Gene Ontology annotation, molecular function: protein binding. Lineage: Eukaryota; Metazoa; Arthropoda; Branchiopoda; Diplostraca; Daphniidae. The coding region runs from base 301 to 6174 and encodes 1957 amino acids.
UCUGUUGGGUGGGUAUACCUUUUAGCCGCUAGUCCGCUAGCAGUCUAGCACGCACACUUCACAUACACAAAUCUGGCUAGGCCAUAUUUGACGUUUAAAACGAAUUCUGCUCGUAACUCGACUUUAAAAGACAGUUUGUGUGGGUUAUUUUUUUCUACUCUCUACGGGGGAAUCUUACUCGGCGUGUUCAAUUUUUCAUCCGAGUACUGUGUGCCUCUGCGAACUGAUGGAACUUUGACUGGGGUCUUCACUUUUCCCCAAGGCCGUUGACCACCGAACGACUCACCGAAACUGACAAAAAUGUUCAAAAUAUUCAAAGGAUGCAAUCGUCAGGUCGAGUAUGUGGAUAAGCGUCACUGUUCGUUACCUAGCGUCCCCGAAGAUCUCUGGCGUUAUUCAAGAAGUCUAGAAGAGCUACUGCUUGAUGCCAAUCAUAUUAGAGACUUGCCCAAGAAUUUCUUCAGGCUUGCAAAGUUGCGAAAGCUUAGUCUCAGUGACAAUGAGAUUCAAAGGAUUCCACAAGACAUCCAAAACUUUGAAAACUUAGUGGAGCUAGAUGUUUCUAGAAAUGAUAUCUCUGACAUUCCGGAAACGAUCAAACAUGUCAAGGCUCUGCAAGUGGCUGAUUUCAGCAGCAACCCUAUACCAAGAUUACCCGCCGGAUUCGUUCAGUUGAAGAACCUUACCGUCCUUGGAUUGAAUGAUAUGUCCCUGAGUUCACUUCCACUCGAUUUUGGAAGUCUGAGUAAUCUACAAAGCGUGGAGCUGCGAGAGAAUUUGUUGCGGACUUUACCCGAGUCCAUGUCUCAACUGACCAAACUCGAGAGGCUGGACCUCGGUGACAAUGACAUUGAAAUCUUGCCCGCACAUAUUGGAAGUUUGCCCGCCUUGACGGAACUUUGGCUCGAUCACAAUCAGUUAGGCCAGUUACCCAAAGAGCUGUGCCAGUUGACCAAUCUGGCUUGUUUGGACGUCUCGGAGAAUCAUUUAGACAGCAUGCCGGAAGAGAUCGGUGGCUUGAUUUCUCUUACGGACCUGCAUCUUUCACAGAACUUCCUCGAAUCGCUUCCAGACGGAAUUGGUGCCCUCUCUAAGCUAACCAUUUUAAAAGUGGACCAGAAUCGGCUCACGACACUCAACUAUUCCAUCGGAAAAUGCGUCGCACUGCAAGAGCUUAUCCUCACGGAAAACUUCCUGACGGAGUUGCCAACUUCUAUAGGAAAUAUGACCAAGCUGACUAAUCUGAAUGUGGAUCGUAAUCGCCUUCACGAGUUACCGGUCGAAGUUGGCCAUUUGGUCUGUCUGAACGUUUUGUCGCUGCGUGAGAAUAAACUUCAUUUCCUACCCAAUGAAUUGGGUGACUGCAGUGAACUCCACGUACUCGACGUGUCCGGCAACCGACUGCAAUACCUGCCCUUAUCGCUGACCGGUUUAAACCUGAAGGCUAUUUGGCUUUCAGAAAAUCAAGCCCAACCCAUGCUAACUUUCCAGACGGAUAUCGAUGAGCACACUGGCGAACAAGUACUCACGUGCUUUUUGCUUCCCCAACUCGAGUAUCAAAACGAACAACAAGGAGCACCUGCGUUGCUAAGACGCUGGGGUGGCAAUGGACCUAUCGGGUGGCGGGCAAAUGUUUCUCCUUGGUUCCAUACGCCUUUGUUCGGUUCUAGUUUCUCCAUAGAUGACGUUACCUUCGUGGCCUCAGUGUCUUCGCCGCCCAUGAUGUCGCAGACGGAUGCAGACAGUGACACCGCUGACCCCAACCGGACCUCUUUCGUCAAAUUUGCCGAAGAUUCUGAUGGAGAUGACGACAAGGAGACUCCUUUUGUGCGUCACAACACGCCACAUCCCAAGGACCUGAAAGCCAAGGCUCAGAAACAUUUCAAAGGCAAGAAAAUCGAUGGCAAAGUCGUCCAUCAUGACGAACAGGAUGGACUUAAAGAAGGCGAAGCUUUCAAACCAGAUCGUACUGCACAAGAAUUGCCUUAUCGGCGAUCGUCUCCUUUGCCUCCACUUCAACUGAUUGAUUUGCCUGACCGAAGAGAUGACGAAUUCACGGGCCGAAGUGGACCAAUAUAUCCCAAAGAGCAGCAAUACGAAGACCAGAGGCAAACAUCUUCGCCGUCUCCAGUACCAGAGAUUCAUGAAAAAGCUGUUGCCUUUGUCGACCAAUACGAACAUAGAAGCAUAGAAGAAGCCGAUGAAAAUGAAGAGGAUUUCGAUGGAGGAGACGAACGAGUUCCUCAUGAAAAGUCUAAGCUGUCAAGACGUGAUACACCUCACUAUUUGAAAAACAAACGAAUUCACGAACCAAUGGACAAGGAAAAGGCUAUGGCAUUGAUUACAAGCGCUCUCAAGAAACAGGAGAUGACCCAGCAACAGCCCCAGCAGCCGUCUACGUCAUCGAACCAGUCUGAAGAUGAGGAAGAUCGUCUUCCUACGCCACCUCCGCUCCCUGAUGACGAGUCUGUCGAUAACGAACAGCAGGUGGAAGUCUUGGAGAUUCAAUACGAGAUUCACAUCGAAAGGACAACAAGUGGCUUGGGACUGAGUAUCGCCGGCGGAAAAGGGUCCACUCCUUAUCGUGGUGACGACGAAGGUAUCUUCAUAUCUAGAGUGACCGAAGGUGGGCCGGCCGAAAUGGCAGGAUUGCGAGUGGGUGACAAACUGGUGGCCGUCAAUGGGAUGUCGUGCAUUGACGUUGAUCACUAUGAAGCGGUGGACAUUCUAAAAGCUGCCGGCCCUAGUCUGGUGGUGCACUUCAUCAGAGAGGUGACCCGACUUGUUCCGCCUGCAGGCGAAGAGGAGGAGCAGCAGAUGCGACAACAAGAACAGCCAGAAUCAGAAAAGCCCGCCUCGCCGUUGAUAUCAGAGCCCUCUGCAGUACCUGCAGCACCACCUAAACCGGCUCCCAGAAUGUCUAUCGGCUCGAGUUCCAGUCUACAGGGUGUUAGAGAGAUGGACAAACCGAUCAGCAACGGUGUGCCAAACCCUGCUCCCCGACUUAGUUUCACCCAGUCUCAAGCAGCAGCAGCGGUAGCCAAUCAAGUCCAUUCCGAGACGGCUAUUGUGGAUCAGCGCCCAUAUUCACCACCUCCUAGUUCAAUGGUGCCCAACAAAUCCGCUGUUUCUCCAGUUGCCCCAACGUCUGUUGCCCCGGUGCUCACUUCUUUCCCUAGUAGCCUAUCAUCGCAAAUUAUUCGCCCGGCUUCGCAACCUCCUCCACCACCGACUCAGUCGCAAUCCAUGCCCGCUGAAAUGGGUGCUAAACAACCAAAUGGUCUGGAGCUAAGAAAGGAGCGUGUGUAUAUUACGCUGUUACGAGACCAUACAGGUUUGGGUUUCAGCAUCUCAGGAGGCAAAGGAGGCAAUCCUUACAAAGAUGGAUCAGAUUCCGUCUACGUAUCCCGCAUUAUGGAAGGAGGGCCUGCCGAAAAAGACGGCAAACUGAAAAUUGGAGAUCACGUCAUUUCCAUCAAUGGCGUCGAUGUGGAAGGUGCUCGGCACGAUCAAGUUGUUGCCAUGCUGACUGGUUUGGAACGUUUCGUCCGGUUGGUUGUGGAGCGUGAAUCAUGGCUUCCUCCUAGCCAUUUAAAAUCACCAAAGAUGUUUGGUACUCCACGACCUUACACCAGCCUAUACAGCCCCAAUAGUUAUAUGGCCAACCGGCCUAAUUAUGCUGGCCUUUCAAGCAUGCCGACGUCGCCCUUGAUUGGUUCCAUGUCAUCACCUUUGACUACAAGUUCACCGAGCGUCAACCAAUCAGCCCGGCAGCAAUUCCUUGCCGCGUCUCCUGAAAGAAAGAGCGGAAAUGUAGAGCCGUCGCCGCUUCCGACAGCGAAAAACGCCUUGGCCUUGCCGUCCGGAGAGGAAGUGCCGAAGCACGUUACCAAUGAACAAUUCCAGGCCAUGAUACCAGCUCAUUUCGUUCAACCUGAGCCUCAGCAGCCCGGUUCUAGUAUCGUCAUCAAUGUCAAGCAACCAGAUCCUGUUGGUGGGGCGCUGAGCGAAUUUCAGUUCCCUGCCGUGCCCACCCAGUUGGGCAAAGUCACGGAAACCAUCACAAAAAGUACACUGACGGAAACCAUCGUCACCCGCGUCACCAACAAUAAACUCGGUGCACUUCCUAUCGUUAUUGAGGAUGUGAUUCUGCAGAAAGGUGCCGGUCCGUUGGGUCUUAGCAUUGUCGGUGGGAACGAUCAUUCGUGUGUACCAUUUGGUGCCGACGACCCGGGAGUCUUCAUAUCGAAAGUCAUUCCGGAAGGUGUGGCUGCUAAAACGAUGCGACUACGGAUCGGUGAUCGGAUCCUCAAGGUUAACGGCAGGGAUGUUUCCAAGGCAAGCCACCAGGAUGCUGUCCAAGCACUGUUGGAACCCACAGCGGAGCUCAUCUUGACCGUUCAACACGAUCCGCCACCGAAAGGGUUGCAGGAAUUGACAAUUUACAGGAACGAAGGCGAGAAACUUGGCAUGAACAUUAAAGGUGGUUUGCGUGGACAUCCGGGUAAUCCUCUCAACAAACACGACGAAGGUGUUUUCAUCUCCAAAAUCAAUCACGGCGGUGCAGCUAGACGAGAUGGCCGUUUGAAGGUCGGUAUGCGUUUGCUUGAGGUGAACGGUAUUAGCUUGCUGGGAGCCUCUCAUCAGGAGUCUGUGAACUCUUUAAGGACUUCCGGCGAUGUCAUCCAUUUGCUCAUCUGCGAUGGAUACGAUGCUGCUGAAGUAGAACGACUCCAAUCAGAGGGCGUACUAACUCGCGAAGCAAAAUCAACAUCCGAAAGUGUUUCGAGUCUUGAUCGAAUUGGCGAGGAGCCCAAUCACGUCAACAUUAUCAAGGGAGACGAGGCUCAAGACGACGGUUGCUGUGAUCGUGAAGAAUCCGAAGAAAUUGCCAAGACCACUGGUUCUUCUUUGCCGGUCAGUCCGAUGUUGGGUGAUCGAGACAAAACUUCAGAGAAGGUGUUGGACGCUGUCCGAGCUGCUGAAAUGCUCGUGUCUAACAUGGUGCCUAAAUCGCCUGGUCCAAAUCGAGUUGACAUGAAAACGACGACGAUUGUCAUGUCAAAACAUACACUAGCUCCGCAAACAAGCACGCCCAUAGCUCCUCGCGCUAAUUUGGGUGAGGCGGGUCUUGCUGAAGAAGGUGGCGAUGCUAUUUCGCCGGCACCCUCCCCGCUUCCGGGGCGAUUAACUCCGACGGCUUUGCGACAUGCCGGUUCGGAUCAUCCAUCGGAUCGCAGCAGCAGUAGCUGUGGCAAUAGCCCUAUUCCUCCCAUAAUCCAGGAUGCCAUGCCUCCUCCCGCCACUCCCGCCGUACCGAAAACGGCACCGCAGGGAGUUGGUUUGACUGGUCCCAGCCCGGAUAAGAUGACUUUUAGUGCCAAGAAGCGAUUCUUUGAGAAGGAGAUUGAAGAGACAAUUACACCCGCAGCUAAACCUGAAAAGAGAUUCAGCUUUUUGAGUGAGGAUGAAGUCAACAAAUUGAAACAAGAAGAAGAAAGGAAAAUUGCCAAUCUUACUAGCGAGCAACUGCUCAACAUGAGCCGUUUAGACGACGUUGAUGAAGAGGAUGAAGAUGAAAUAGAUGAAGCAAACGAACCCCAUGUUGAGCCCGUCGCUGUAGCCGUCACGGUCACAACCGUCCCGACAGCCCAGCAUCCUUCCAUCGUUCGUACCGCCAAAGCAGAAAAACGUCUUAAGGAUAAACUAACACGCGAGGGUUUAGAACUCAGUGAAGAGGAGAAAAUGUUAUCGCCAACUGAGCAAAGAGCUUUACAGGCUAAGAAACGAGCGGCAUGGAGGGAGGCUCGUUUGAAAUCACUGGAGCAAGACGCCAUGCAGGCUGAGAUGGUCAUUAAGAGAAUGAGCGAAUAUAACCAAUCGGCUGAUUCGAGCUCUGAAUCUUUGUCGGCAUCGUUACGUAACGCAACCAAUCCGCUCGAUGGCAGUGAUGACAACGGCAACAAUAAUCGAUCAAUUCCGGAUUACACGAAUAAUAACCAGAUGGAUCCCGAAAACAACGUUCAGGAUCGUAUUGAAGAAGAAGAUGAAGAUGACGAAGCGGAUGUCGAUAACCUCGAUCAGGCCGGUCUCGGUGGAACGGAUAACGUGGCCACAUCAACAAACAACGGACGCCAGAAGAAGAAGAAAAACAAGAAGUCUAAGAAUCGGUAGAUUGUCGAAUCGCCACAGGACAAAGUAGAUAUCACGUUUUCUUUUGGUGAACCCAUCAUCAUGAUCACACGCCUUUGUCUCCAUCCUAACAACACUUGCCUUCACGUCGGCACUUUGCAUACCGUUGUCGUCAAAAAUCUUUUUCGGGUCUUGAUAGAAAACGGUUUUAUAUCAUUUGCCUUUUUUCAAUCUUACAUUUUUCAUCUACCAUUUAUGAUACUUUAUCUGUAUUUUCCAGAUCGUCAGCAUUUUUCGUCUUUGGCUUUGUUGUUUUUCGUUCUGUCCUAUUCUUUACCCCCCUCCCAUUUUCUCUACUACGAUUUUUUUAGAAAAAGAUUCGUUUGCAUGCGAAUAUGGCGGGAUUCGUGUAUGUUGUCCCGCUAAAGAUGUUUUAUCCACACUAACUCGCAAAAUUUGAUAAGAAAAAAAGCUGCGUAUUUGUGCCUCAUUUAUACCCCCUCUCCCUUGAAUUAAAUUUUACAGUAAAUGAAAAUAAUACAGCCUUCGUAAAAAUA